Messenger RNA from Yarrowia lipolytica CLIB122, 516 nucleotides. Lineage: Eukaryota; Fungi; Ascomycota; Dipodascomycetes; Dipodascales. The record is from RefSeq and is a predicted model, not a curated record.
AUGACAGAACCUCUGGUAAUCAACAUUUCGGAGCUCCGAAAGUACAAGGAUAUCGACGCCAAGAGCAUGCUCAUGCGGGUGGGCCGCUGGUACUUCUACCAGCUCGGCGAGCUCCAGAAAACCCAACAUGACCUCGAGCUCUUCCAGCAGCUCGUGUACCGGUUCAAGUUCAUUUCGGCCGCCCAGGAGAAGGCCCUGAGAAAAGUCAACUUGGAGAGUUAUCCCAACAAGCACCUUUUUGGAAUCUCGGUGCAUCUGGACGGAACCGAGACGUUGCGGUUCUACGAGUCUGAGGGUACCCCGGGAGGCAUUAUCCACGCCAAGGACCAACGACUGGAUAAUGAGCCCAUAAUCUCGCCGGACUCUCGGAACUACCCCCGAGUUGGAGACACGGACUUUGAGGUGCCCAGCCAGCAGUUCCCCUACUUGAGCUACGGCGCCAUGUUGGUAAUCGCGGUGUUUUUGGUAGCGUUCAUCACGAAAAAGCUCAGGCAUGUGGACAAGCGGAGGGAUUAA